GAGCCGCCGGCAGGAGCCUGGAGAGCCGCGGCCGCCUGACUGUGGCAGAUGACAGCGGCCCCAGCCCGGCUGCAGCACCCCUGUCGCGGGCAGCUGGCCCCGGGGAUGGGCUGGCAGCAGGUGGCAGCCAGGAAUAUUUGACCCUGGCCUCCAGAGGCACCCGGUCCCCUGCAGGCGCACACGCACACAUGCCCCAGCCGAGGACCGGCUGCCCGGAGAGGGGCAGGGGCUUCGCCUGAGCAGGGACGGCAGCCUGGGCUCCUGGAGUGGCCUCCCGUGCCAGCUUCCCCUCCCCCUGGACAGUGACCAGCCUUGGGCACAGGCAGCGCUGGGCAGAUCGGGUCGAUGCAGGCCAAACGAUGACCAGUUGUGGGCAGCGGUCCUGGAACGCGCUCGCCCUGCUCUUCGCGCUGCUCUUCUCAGCAGGCCUGUCCGCGCAUUUCCGGGUGUGUGAGCCCUACACAGAUCACAAAGGCCGCUACCACUUCGGCUUCCACUGCCCCCGGCUCUCGGACAACAAAACCUUCAUCCUGUGCUGCCACCACAACAGCUCGGUCUUCAAGUACUGCUGCAACGAGACGGAGUUCCAGGCGGUCAUGCAGGCCAACCUCACGGCCGGCUCUGAGGGCUACGUGCACAACAACUACACCGCCCUGCUGGGAGUGUGGAUCUACGGCUUCUUCGUGCUCAUGCUGCUGGUCCUGGACCUCCUGUAUUACUCGGCCAUGAACUACGACAUCUGCAAGGCGUCCCUGGCACGCUGGGGCAUCCAAGGACGCUGGAUGAAGCAGGACACACGGCGGUGGGGGGACCCUGCCCGGGCGCCACGGCCAGGGCAGCCGGCCCCGCAGCCCCAGCCUCCCCCAGGGCCCCUGCCUCAAGCGCCGGCGCCCCAGGCCGUGCACACACUGCGGGGAGAUGCCCACAGCCCGCCGCUGAUGUCCUUCCAGAGUUCGUCCGCCUGAAAACCCCUUUGCCGUGCCUCAGGAUGGGGGAGGCGGAUGGGAAGCCCCGGGCGCAGCCUCCACGGACAACUUCGACAGGGACACCAGAGAGAGCCGCGGCGGCGGCAACGGCAACGGUGGCAGAGGAGGAAACGCCACCUGUGCCCAGAACCCUCUUCUGUGGUCUUCUAAGAUUCAGAGUAAACUCAGGGGUGGGGACCGGGGGUGCCAGGAGGUUCUGAGCCUCCUGUCUGCAAGCAAUAGUUCUCUUUGGGGCUGGUGACUUCUGAGAGGUGACUGGUGGAUUCAGAUGAACGACACAAAGCUGUCCUGGCUGAUUCCAGCCGGAGGGGUCUAGACCUUCACGUCCCACCCGUGGUCCAAACCCCGAAGCUUCCCCGGCCCCACUUUUCCAACAGUGCCCCUCGGGCCUUUUUGUCCAAGGACCGAGUGUGAGUGCGUGUGCGUGCGUGAUUUGGGGUGUCCUUCUGUUUGUCAGUUUUUAUUGGAGUUCCCCUGGAAGUUCUCUGGGUGCAGGUCACCACGUGGCUGGGGAUUGCUGCCUGCGUCCUCUCUUGUUGCGGCUGCAGCCCCGAGCCAGAUGGGGGUGGCUGGGCACAGGGCCCAAGGUACAGCCUUGCUGUGGCUUGGGUGGCACUGGGGACUUGACCACCAGAAAGGGUUGCUUCUUAUGGAGCUUGUUCCUGGGAAGUAAUAGUAAAGGAUGUGUCUUGGGCAGGCACAGGGCAGCCGCCAGGUUAGGUGCUUUUAUGCACACUCUGUCCCAGCCCCCGGGAGGCGGAUGUGACUGAUCCCUUCAGAAGCAGCUCACGGUGGGGACAGAUGCCCAGGUCCUGUGGCCAGGGGAGGCCAUGCUCAGUGUGGCUUCAGGGUCCUCUGGCUUGGGAGGCCAGCCUCAGUGUGGCUUCAGAAGUGCAGUACGCAAAGUCCAGGCCAUAAAUCCCCAGAUACAAGUCACUCUGCAGCCCAGGGGCUCCCUACAACACCAAGGGCAUCUCCAGAGCCUUCCCAGCAGGGAGCUGUCACCCCAGAUCCCUCAGCACACUCCAGGGCCCGUCCACCCACACAAGCUGUCUGAGUAGCGCCGUGUGCCAGGCGGUGACAGGGACGAGCGUUCCUCCCAGCCGGGGGGAGAAACAAACAUGGGACCUUUGCAGGCAGGGCGGCAAGGCUGCUAGGAAUCCAAGCAGAAGGUUCUAGAAUUCCAUCCACUGUAGCGCAGGGCUUCCACGUAGACCUGGAUGCCUGUAACAUCUGCCCACAGGUCACCCCCACUGCCAUCCCCACAGGACGCACACAGAAAGACCGCAUGGAUCCCCAAGGCCACACUGCCAGCAUGGACCUGCUCACUGCACCCACGUUAGCAGGCCAGAGUCCCAGCUCUUAGCUCAGUGUCCCUCCCGACCUGUGCUGUCGUAGAACUGUCCCCCACAGACUGGCCAUCUGCGCUUCCAGCUGGGCGGGCGGACGGUGAAGAGACAAGUGUUGAGGACGAGGACAGCCCUCGGGGGAGCCUUGCUGAGGACCCUUUCUGGCCACCCGCUAGCCAGCCCUUGUGGCGCUCGGGUGGCCUGGUACACACAGCGUGGCUUCGCGUGGGGUCUGGAGCAGGGGUGGGCGUGGAGUCCUUUCCCCUCAGUGCCGAGUACGCCAGGACAUGCUCCAGGGCCACAUCCAUGCGGGUCCGUGAUGUCCCUGGAGAGCAGUGGACAGGUCGGCCUGGCUGGGUCAGGCCCCUGUGGGAGCCUCCGGAGUCGGAGGAAUCCUGGAGCAGGGAUGGGGCGCCCAAGAUCCAGAUUCUGGCAUCAGCUGUGCUGCUAAGGGUAGUGUGACCCCGGGCAAGGCCGGUGCCCUUGCCGCCUCAGUUUCCCCAUUAGUGAAGGGGGUCAGCCCAGGUGCCUAGAGGCCACUGGCUUCCUGCAUGCCUGGGUGGUGCUCACAGAGAUGCUUCCUCUGCCAAGCACCACGGACCCACAUGGUGACCUGUCCCUUGUCCCCUCCCUCUGACCUCUCAGAGCCUCCUGGGCUCACCUGCCAAGUGCAGCUUCUCAGAGUUGCCCGGGCAGGAAGGACAAAGUCCUUUCCCCGUCCUACUGUGGCUGGGGAUGUGCCAGUCCGUAGUGUGUCCCUGGAAGUCAGAGACAGGGUAGAGCUGGGCUCCAGGGUAGACUCCUAGGCUUAGGGCUUUUCAGCCAUGUCCAGGUCUGAUUUUUCAAGCCGCCUGCUUCUCCUUUCUCCUGUCUGCUUUGGGCCCCCACCUGUAACUUAUCACCAUCUAUAACGAUACUCAUAAAACUCUCAAAAAAACAAGGGAAAGAAGACAACAGCGCAUCCACCGCCGAGCGCCUCGUGGUGUGCCGGUCAAGCGCUUCCUGUCUGUGGGACCCCUCCCCCGUGUGUGACGUGAUUGCCGUGUCUUUCAGAAGCUCAGCCUUGGGCUGUGGUCCCACCCAGACAGGAAGGCUGCUCACGUGACAGUGACUCACCCGUGUGCAGCGGGCUUUAGUGAGAUCACCCAUGCACAUGUACACGUGUGUACAUACAUGCCGGUGCAUAUACACACAUGCACACAUGUGACUUGGCAGGCAGACCUGGCCUCUCCUGGGCCCGCAGCUUUCAGAGGCAGCAGGGAGGCAGAUAGGGUUUCCCCCAACCAGACAACAUCAGGAAAACCCUGGGGCAAGAACGGGCGUGUCUGCCGAGAGACCCAGCUCCAGGCCCCGAGGCCCCCAGGUCCCAUCAGAAGUCCUCUCUGGUCACUUCAAACAGUGGGACUGUGGUGUGGUCUCACCCUGGUGGCCCCUCGGUCCUUUGUCCUGGCCCGGCUGAGCCCCCUUACAGGGACCGCUGGAGGCUGUGCCCCACGGGAAGACAGGGUGCCCGGAACAGCAGGCUCGGAGAGUUUUCAUUGGCUUGCUUUUCCAGCUCAGCUCACUGCCCCCUCUGGGAGUGAAGAUCCCCCGCUGUGGUGGUUUGGGUUGAGGGGCAAGGACAGGAUAGUGACACUGCACCCCGCCCCCGCUGCCUGGAAAAUCUGGGAUUGGAAGAGCAUCAGGAGCCUCAGGGGUGAGGGGGCUCCAUCUCCCUGUCUGCCUGGUCUCCGUGGGCCACCCGAGUGGACAGAGGGCCGUAGGCAGUGACCUCACCAGGCUAGGGUCAUGCCCUGUACCUUUCAGAAACCAAACCUGCACAUGAAUGAGUCCUUGCCCACCCCACCCGGGAAAGUGACCUUGAAGGUGGCAUCGCCCUCCCUGGCCCCACCCGUUUCCAGCCCAGGACCCAGACAGAGAUGGUGCUAGACAGCCGCUUGUGAGUGAGCAGAUUUGACCAUUCAUCACUCUGUAACCAGAACUCCUAUUUUUACAUCAGAGCCCUGACCCCUUUGCCCUUGACUAACUGAAAUUCAGGCUGCGGGGAGGCCAGCCAGAGUGGGCACCAUGCACAGUGCUGUCACGUGAAUAGAAGAGGACCUCAGGGUCCCCGUAGCAUUGCCCUGAAAGGCCCUACCAAGCAGGAAAGGUCCUACUGCAGCAGCACCCACCCGGAAACCUGGGCUCAGAGCCACAGUCCCAUGGCUACCCUGGCACCCAGCCAGCGCCCCAGGAGGGUCUCUUCUUGGAAUGUGCCUCAGUUUCCCACACUGUCUCUUCCUCCCCUCCCGUUUCCUGUGUCACGGCAACAUCCCCAACCAGUGGGCGCCUGGAUGACGUGCAAUAAGUACACGGGGACACAGGGUGCGGGCUCCGCCACCCGGUCGCCUCCACAGGGCAGGAAAGCUCCCCCCAAAGGUCGUGGUCCUCCCCAGGGCCAGCCGGAUGAGGGCUCGCAGGUCCGGGGGGCAGGGACCUCCCCUCUGUGCUGGAAACCUCAGCUUCAUGUGGCAAGGUGGGGUCUAGGACGGCUGAUAACCGGGAAAACCAAAAAACCAAUACUGUUCCUACUAAUAUCCUCCCCUGUGACAAUGACGUGUUUUACACUGACCGCUGUUACGCUGCUUUUGUCUUUAUAUACAGUAGUUUUUAUAAAGAUGUCCUUAGGUUUUAAUAAAGGAGUGUCACAUCCACUGUU
Chinchilla lanigera (long-tailed chinchilla) is the source of this 5033-nucleotide messenger RNA. It is a transcript of the gene Shisal1, whose product is annotated as KIAA1644 ortholog. Bases 360 to 965 code for a protein of 201 amino acids. Lineage: Eukaryota; Metazoa; Chordata; Mammalia; Rodentia; Chinchillidae. The record is from RefSeq and is a predicted model, not a curated record. The transcript has 5 exons.